AUCAACCACUUUCACCAGGCGUCCUCCACAGGGACCAUGGCGUCACUGCAACAGAUCUGGGCCGAUGCUUUUGACGCCUGGAUCGGACCCUUCGGUGUCGGCUGCUGCAUCUACAUGGCUCCCGUGGAGGUGACGAAGGGUCAGACUGAUGCGGCGCCGGUUCCCAGAACCUGGAUGGAGCGCUGGCCGAAUGACGAGCUGGGGGUUUUCAGCCUCACUGCUACAGAUCCAAUGGGUGAGAAGCAGUCGCCAGAGGCCAAUGCAGCGGGCCUGGCAGAGCUUGAGCGCGAACUGCAAGAGCUGUGUGGAGGAGCUGCGUCCCAAAGCGGACAGAUCAAUGGAAGUGGCAGAAACUUCUGGAAGAGUUUUGGUUUCAACAUCAAGGAGGGCUGGCGAGAAGAUGGUUUCACCGUUGUGGCGGAGGCCGCAGAGGUGAUAAGACUGGCGCGCAAGUAUCGCCAGGGGGCCAUUUACAGCUUUGAGCUGUCGGAAGGCGCUUCGAUCCGCAGGAGAACUGUGCCUGUUUGUUUGCCGGACACGGAGGCUGAUGUAGUGAGUGCGCCUUGCAAAACUCCGGACAGCGUGCUUGCAGACCCAAACGCCUGGGGAUCGUUCUUGCGGUGACAAA
Molecule: messenger RNA, 628 nt
Organism: Cladocopium goreaui
Lineage: Eukaryota; Dinophyceae; Suessiales; Symbiodiniaceae
Source: the annotation of a GenBank genome assembly